Messenger RNA from Ostrinia furnacalis (Asian corn borer), 656 nucleotides. RefSeq names its product lysozyme. The record is from RefSeq and is a predicted model, not a curated record. Gene Ontology annotation, molecular function: lysozyme activity. Lineage: Eukaryota; Metazoa; Arthropoda; Insecta; Lepidoptera; Crambidae. Bases 64 to 495 code for a protein of 143 amino acids. The transcript has 3 exons.
GAUCCUUGACACACAUAACCUGACUGGACACCUUGAGUUGUAGUCGCAAAGUUGUUCGAAAAGAUGGCUCGUUUCGUGUUGUUCGCUACGGUUCAGUUGUGCGUGAUCCUGCUAUGCCAGGGGAGGACCAUGGACCGCUGCCAGAUAGCUCGUGAGCUCAAUAACCAUGGGUUCCCGCGGCAUCAAUUGGCUGAUUGGGUGUGCCUAGUAGAGGCGGAGAGUUCAGGACGCACCGAGGUGGUCGGUGGGCCUAACACGGACGGCUCGCACGACCACGGCCUGUUCCAGAUCAACGACCGCUACUGGUGCGAGAAUGGCCCCAACCCUGGCAAGGAGUGCAACGUGAGGUGCAGUGAUAUCACGCAAGACGACAUCAGCGCAGCAGUGGGAUGCGCCAAGAAGAUCUUUGGGCAGCGCGGCUUCCAAGCGUGGGUGGCGUGGGUCAACAAGUGCCAGGGCAAAGCCCUACCCGACCUGGGCUCAUGCGGCUUGUAAAUACCCGCCAUUCUGUCCAUAGAGUCACACAGUUUGCAAGAAAGGAUUUUUUCCUGGCGGCUUGGUGACUGGAAUUGAACCGUCACCGGUACAGACUGAGACGAUGGUGAAUUGUCUGCACGUGAAAAAGAGGUUGUCCGGCUUGCAGAAAUUUAUAUAAG